AUGGCACCCCUUUUGCAGCCAGCCAUGUCGUCCGCGCUCCUGCUGGGAGCGUUCCUUCAGUGCGCCGCCACAGAUGCAGGGGGUGGACUGUCGGUCGAUCCGGAGACAAUCAUCACCAUUCCGGAAAAGGGACUGGAAGCGGACGAUCAGAAAAUUGUCUGGCUGGGGCCGUCCCAGGCACUGCGCAUCGUCGACUCCUCGAACGCAGCCAUAUUUCUACCCCAGCACUCUACUGAGAAUCCUUCGCCGACGCCUUCAUCUGAGCAAAUGAACGCCGUCGCGUAUCCGUUUGAGAACGGAGCGUGCGACUUCAAAACGGUUGUGGAGUACAAAAAGUUAUUUCCUGCGUAUGAGGAGCCGUUGUGGGUCCGCAACCCGGCUUCGGCGCAGAUGGCUGCUGGGGAAGGCUCUCCUGCGCCGGCGGCGAAUUACACGUUUACGAAUCCUCCCGCCGAUGCAUUGAACGGGGCAACGAGUUUUUGCGUGAUGUUCAAGUCGCCUGUAAAGGCGGAGACAAGCCAGCCUGGAGAAACUGGGCCGUCGGGCGAGUCAGCGCACGACAAUAGAGGGCCAGAGGCUCCCAAGAAGCAGAAUGAAGUCGAGGACGGUCUCGCCCUCGAGCAGAGCGACGGCGGAAGUCCGCAGAUUACGCCCCUGGUGGGCGCGUCUCCCAGCGGGCGUGGCGCUCCGGGUCCUCAGCCGGGGAGAAGCGGUGCGGGUGUGAACUCCGAGGACAUUUCGUCGAAUGUGACACAUCCCUCUUUUGAUCUCGAAGUAAAGGAAGAAGAAAAGGGCAAAGCGCGCAUCCUCGACACAUCGGAGCAGAGAUUACCCGUCAGGGUGCCGCUUUCACCUCAGAAUCCGCCCGUUCUCGUGACCCCGGCCGAGUCUCCUCUCAAAGGACAAGAAGAGCAAACAGACGUACAGAACCUCGACCAAAUGAUCGCUUCAGGCGCCGAACUACCCGGCUCUGCCUCCCCGAUUUUCAACAAUGCGGCCUCAGGAAGCCAGAAUAAAGAACUAACCGCCGGCGUCACAACGCAUCACGUCUCUGCCAUCGGUGCUUCCAGCGACCUUGGAGUCUCGAAGGCAGAGUCGACGAACGAGGGGACAGCGGCAAAGGCUCUCGAAACGACCCAGACGCCAAAGCCAGCCGCGCGCCUGAGUAGGCUCUCAGGUACGACUGAAGCAACAGAGAGAGUCUUGGUGCUUAUCGUGCACUCUUCUGACUGGAGCACUGCAGGCGGACUGGCAGCCCCGUCAGUGUCCUUCCUUGCUGCUGCCGCGUGGCUACUCCCGAUCCUCUACCCUGGUACUGAGGGUAGUUCCUCAAUUGCUGACUAG
Molecule: messenger RNA, 1344 nt
Organism: Besnoitia besnoiti
Lineage: Eukaryota; Apicomplexa; Conoidasida; Eucoccidiorida; Sarcocystidae
Product: Toxoplasma gondii family A protein
Exons: 1
Coding region: 1-1344 (447 amino acids)
Source: RefSeq, a predicted model, not a curated record